Hemicordylus capensis (graceful crag lizard) is the source of this 503-nucleotide messenger RNA. Its product is annotated as histone H2A type 2-C-like. The record is from RefSeq and is a predicted model, not a curated record. NCBI's taxonomy places the organism in Eukaryota, Metazoa, Chordata, Lepidosauria, Squamata, Cordylidae. The transcript has a single exon. Bases 63 to 452 code for a protein of 129 amino acids. Gene Ontology annotation, cellular component: nucleosome. Gene Ontology annotation, molecular function: structural constituent of chromatin; protein heterodimerization activity; DNA binding.
AGUGAGCUGGGUCUCAUGCGUUCUUUUUCUGUUUUUUGGUUUGGUUCUUCAGCUCUAGUACAAUGUCUGGCCGUGGAAAGCAGGGCGGCAAAGCGAGGGCCAAGGCGAAGACCCGCUCUUCGCGGGCAGGCCUGCAGUUCCCGGUGGGGCGCGUGCACCGCUUGCUGCGCAAAGGGAACUACGCCGAGCGCGUCGGGGCCGGCGCCCCCGUCUACAUGGCCGCCGUGCUGGAGUACCUCACCGCCGAGAUCUUGGAGCUGGCCGGCAACGCGGCGCGGGACAACAAGAAGACGCGCAUCAUCCCCCGCCACUUGCAGCUGGCCAUCCGCAACGACGAGGAGCUGAACAAGCUGCUGGGCAAAGUCACCAUCGCCCAGGGCGGAGUCCUGCCCAACAUCCAGGCUGUGCUGCUGCCCAAGAAGGCGGAGAGCCACAAGGCGAAGGCCAAGUGAAGCUCUCCUGCUCUGGCGCGCAGCGCAAAGCCUGCAAAACCCAAAGGCUCU